GGAAGUAGUGAGGGGGCGGGGCUGCGAGCCGUAGGCAGCGCGCUGCCGCUGAUUGGAAACCAGUGCCCCAGUCAGCAAGGAGCGCGGCGUUUGGCUGGGAUGCUGCGGGCUGGAGCACCUACCGGGGACUUCUCCCGGACCGGAGAAGUCCACACUGGGACAACCAUCAUGGCAGUGGAGUUUGAUGGGGGUGUCGUGGUGGGUUCUGAUUCCCGGGUGUCUGCAGGAGAGGCAGUGGUCAACCGGGUGUUUGACAAGCUGUCCCCUCUACACCAUCGCAUCUACUGUGCCCUCUCUGGUUCAGCCGCUGAUGCCCAAGCCAUUGCGGACAUGGCCGCCUACCAGCUGGAGUUGCAUGGGUUGGAACUGGAAGAACCUCCACUGGUUCUGGCUGCUGCAAAUGUGAUAAGGAAUAUCACCUACAAAUAUAAGGAAGACUUGUCGGCACACCUCAUGGUAGCUGGCUGGGACCAACGUGAAGGGGGCCAGGUAUAUGGAACCCUGGGAGGAAUGCUGACUCGACAGCCCUUUGCCAUUGGUGGAUCUGGCAGCACCUAUAUCUACGGUUAUGUGGAUGCAGCAUAUAAACCAGGCAUGACCCCUGAGGAGUGCAGGCGCUUCACCACAGAUGCUAUCACUCUGGCCAUGAACCGGGAUGGCUCCAGUGGAGGUGUCAUCUACCUGGUCACUAUCACCGCUGCUGGUGUGGAUCAUCGAGUAAUCUUGGGGAAUGAGCUGCCAAAAUUCUAUGACGAGUGAAUCUUCCUCUGACUUUCCUUCCUUGUUUUUAAUAAACUCUACAGGACCAGA
This is a messenger RNA of Ictidomys tridecemlineatus (thirteen-lined ground squirrel), 810 nucleotides long. It is a transcript of the gene Psmb9, whose product is annotated as proteasome 20S subunit beta 9. Gene Ontology annotation, cellular component: cytoplasm; proteasome core complex. Gene Ontology annotation, molecular function: threonine-type endopeptidase activity. Lineage: Eukaryota; Metazoa; Chordata; Mammalia; Rodentia; Sciuridae. The record is from RefSeq and is a predicted model, not a curated record.